This is a messenger RNA of Brassica oleracea var. oleracea, 2079 nucleotides long. Its product is annotated as glutathione reductase, chloroplastic-like. Gene Ontology annotation, molecular function: NADP binding; flavin adenine dinucleotide binding; glutathione-disulfide reductase (NADPH) activity. Gene Ontology annotation, biological process: cell redox homeostasis; glutathione metabolic process; cellular response to oxidative stress. Gene Ontology annotation, cellular component: mitochondrion; cytosol. Bases 45 to 1700 code for a protein of 551 amino acids. NCBI's taxonomy places the organism in Eukaryota, Viridiplantae, Streptophyta, Magnoliopsida, Brassicales, Brassicaceae. The record is from RefSeq and is a predicted model, not a curated record. The transcript is spliced from 10 exons.
GAAACUUAAAACGAAGAAAAGUCGAGAGAGCGAGAACGCAAAAGAUGGCUACGACUCCGAAGCUGACCACUACACUUUCAUCUUCUCCAUCUCUUCAAACCCUCUGCAGAAAACUCCCAAUCUCAACCCAUCUACCAUCAUCUUCAUCAUCAUCAUCUAUCUCUCGUUAUCUCUCGUCUCUCCGUCCCCGUCUCACCUUACUCUCAAACCACCGCUACAAUCCCUCUCGCCGCUUCUCUCUCCGUGCCCAAAACGACAACGGAACAGACUCUGACCUUCGCUACGACUUCGCCCUCUUCACUAUCGGCGCCGGAAGCGGCGGCGUCCGUGCCUCCCGCUUCGCCACGAGCUUCGGAGCAUCUGCCGCCGUCUGCGAGCUCCCUUUCUCCACCAUCUCUUCCGAUACAGCCGGAGGCGUCGGAGGAACGUGUGUACUAAGAGGAUGUGUGCCAAAGAAGUUACUAGUGUAUGCAUCCAAAUACACUCACGAGUUUGAAGACAGUCACGGCUUUGGUUGGAAGUAUGACACCGACCCUUCUCAUGACUGGAGGACAUUGAUUGCCAACAAGAACGCUGAGUUGCAGCUUCUGACUGGUAUCUAUAAGAAUAUACUCAACAAUGCUAAUGUCAAGUUGAUCGAAGGCCGUGGAAAGGUUAUAGACCCACACACUGUUGAUGUAGAUGGGAGAAUCUAUACUACUAGAAACAUUCUGAUUGCAGUUGGUGGACGUCCCUUCAUUCCUGACAUUCCAGGAAGAGAGUUUGCUAUUGAUUCAGAUGCCGCGCUUGAUUUGCCCUCCAUGCCCAAGAAGAUUGCCAUCGUUGGUGGUGGCUACAUAGCCCUGGAGUUUGCGGGAAUCUUUAAUGGUCUUAACAGUGAAGUUCAUGUGUUUAUUAGGCAAAAGAAGGUGCUAAGGGGAUUUGAUGAAGACGUUAGGGAUUUUGUUGGAGAGCAGAUGUCUUUGAGAGGCAUUGAGUUCCACACAGAGGAGUCCCCUGAAGCCAUCAUGAAAUCUGGAGAUGGCUCUUUGUCUCUGAAGACUAGCAAGGGAACUGUUGAUGGGUUUUCACAUGUUAUGUUUGCAACUGGUCGCAAGCCCAAUACAAAGAACUUAGGAUUGGAAAAUGUUGGAGUAAAACUGGCGAAAAAUGGAGCAAUAGAGGUUGAUGAAUAUUCACGGACAUCUGUUCCUUCGAUAUGGGCUGUUGGGGAUGUUACUGACCGGAUUAACUUGACUCCGGUCGCCUUGAUGGAGGGAGGUGCAUUGGCUAAAACUUUGUUCCAAAACGAACCAACAAAGCCUGAUCAUAGAGCUGUUCCCUGCGCUGUCUUCUCUCAACCACCUAUUGGAACAGUUGGUCUAACUGAAGAGCAGGCCAGAGAACAAUAUGGGGACAUAGAUGUUUUCACAUCAAAUUUUAAGCCAUUGAAGGCUACGCUUUCAGGACUUCCAGACCGGGUGUUUAUGAAACUCAUUGUCUGUGCAAACACCGAUAAAGUUCUCGGUGUUCACAUGUGUGGAGAUGAUUCACCAGAAAUAAUCCAGGGAUUUGGGGUUGCUGUAAAAGCUGGCCUAACUAAGGCUGACUUUGACGCAACAGUGGGUGUUCACCCCACAGCGGCUGAGGAGUUUGUCACAAUGAGGACUCCAACCAGGAAAAUUCGCAAAGGCUCCUCUGAGGGGAAAGGCAAGUCCUGAGGCUAAAACAGCUGCAGGGGUCUAGAGAAGGUUGCAAAAUAAGAUUGGAUUUUUACACCAUUGGAGCUUCCUGACAAGGAGAGCAUCCAUCAAGAGCCAACGUUUUUAUCAAUGGAGAUGUCAUAAGGCUCAUAACCAUGGUGCAAAACUGUUUGAUCGUGUAACUUACUCGACCUGUCGACCAGAUUCUCAGGAGAGCUUAUAUUGACCAGAGCUCUAAAACUGAGCUCUCCCAAUAUCUCACUAUCCUAGUUGAAUAAAGAUACGAUUGUAAUCAUUCCCUGGAGUAGUAUAAUUAAAUCCUCAUUUCAACAUCUACUUGAAAUUAUUAUCCAUUUAUCUUCAUUUUAUACUCGUAACUCGUUAUCUUCAUUUUAUA